AUGUCCCGGCGAGCGAGGCUUUGCUCAAGCCCCCUAUCGCAUCCCCUUCUGAAACCCCUGCGGAUGAGCCCACAACGCAGAACGUGCCCCCCCCCAAGCGAACCAGAGAGCAUCAUCGACACUUCCCUCCGCGCCCGGUCCGCACGCAAGCGGGGGGCGCCGAACGGCUCUGGUGCAGCCCCCCAGAAGCACGACACGACGACCUCGUCCAAGGGGGCGGAGCAGCCCAGUAGACGAACCCACUUUUGCGUCUCGAAGGGGCGGGGUCUUUUCCAAGUGUGCUCUGCCAAGAAGCUGUGGCAAGGAAGAAAGAUUAUGACGAUUGCACGCUAG
Klebsormidium nitens is the source of this 333-nucleotide messenger RNA. NCBI's taxonomy places the organism in Eukaryota, Viridiplantae, Streptophyta, Klebsormidiophyceae, Klebsormidiales, Klebsormidiaceae. The record is from the annotation of a GenBank genome assembly.